GAAGCAUCCUCACCGAAGCAUCCUCACCGCAUUGCACAAGCGCUUUACUGACGGGCAAACAGACAGAAGUUCGGCGAGGCCAUCGAACUCGACCCCAGCAACCACGUCCUGUACUCCAACCGUUCCGGCGCAUACGCUUCAUUGAGAGACUGGGAGAAGGCCCUCGACGAUGCCACCAAGACGACCGAGAUCAAGCCUGACUGGGCCAAGGGCUGGGGCAGAAAGGGUGCCGCCCUGCACGGCAUGGGCAACCUUGAUGCCUUCGAAAAGGCCGUAGAGCUCGACCCCAACAACGCUCAAGCAAAGUCCGGCCUCGAGGCAGUUAGACGCGCCAUCCAGGCAGAGGCCGAUGCUGACGGUGCCGACUCGACCGGCGGCCUGGGCAACAUGUUCAAUGACCCUCAGAUGAUUCAGAAGCUCGCCGCCAACCCCAAGACUGCCGCAUUGCUCGGAGACUCCGCCUUCAUGCAGAAGCUCAACCAGAUGAAGUCCAACCCCAACAUGAUGGGUGAGGCCAUGCAAGACCCUCGCUUCCUGCAGGUCAUGAGCGUCCUGCUCGGUAUCGACAUGUCUUUCGCCGACCCUUCGUCGCAACAACAACAACAGGGUGGUCAGCAGAGAGGAGAGGCCGAAGAGGACGUCCCCAUGCCCGACGCUAAGCCCAGCCAACCCGAGCCCGCAAAGGCACCCGAGCCGGAACCGGAACCCGAGGACGAGGAGGCAGCUGCACAAAAGAAGGCAAAGGAGGAGGCAGACAAGGAGAAGGCUCUUGGUACUGAGAACUACAAGAAGAGACAGUUUGACGCUGCCAUUGAGCACUACUCGAAGGCCUGGGACCUCUACAAGGACAUCACCUACCUCACCAACCUUGGUGCUGCCAAGUUCGAGAAGGGUGACUACGAGGGUGCAAUUGAGGCCUGCAAGAAGGCUGUUGAGCACGGUCGUGAGGUCUUUGCCGACUUCAAGCUCAUUGCAAAGGCUUUCGGUCGCAUCGGUACCUCGUACGAGAAGCUGGGCGAUCUCCCCAACGCCAUCGACAACUACCAGAGAUCGCUCACCGAGCACCGUACCCCUGACGUCCUUACUAAGCUGCGCGCCGCUGAGAAGGCCAAGAUCAAGGCCGAGAAGGACGCAUACCUGGAUCCUGCAAAGGCCGAGGAAGCUCGCGAGCUCGGCAAUCAGAAGUUCAAGGAGGCCGACUGGCCCGCUGCCGUCGAGGCUUACACCGAGAUGACCAAGCGCGCACCCGAGGACCCCCGCGGUUACUCAAACCGCGCCGCUUGCUUGAUCAAGCUGCUCACCUUCCCCGCCGCCGUCGACGACUGCAACAUGGCCAUCCAAAAGGACGAGGGCUUCAUUCGCGCCUACCUCCGCAAGGCCCAGGCCCUCUUCGCCAUGCGCGAGUACAACAAGGUCAUCGAUGUCUGCAACGAGGCCAUGGCCCACGACAAGGACGGCAAGAACACCCGCGAGAUUGAGCAGCAGAUGCAGAAGGCCGUUCAGGCACAGUACAGCGCUCGUGAGGGUGAGACCGAAGAAGAGACCAUGGAGCGCAUCCAGCGUGACCCUGAGAUCCUUUCUAUCUUGCAAGACCCCAUCAUGCAGUCAAUUCUGCAACAGGCCAAGGGUGACCCGGCUGCUCUCCAAGAGCACAUGAAGAACCCUGACGUCCGUACAAAGGUCCAGAAGCUCAUGGCUGCUGGCGUUAUCCGUGUUGGUGGCCGAUAGAUUUGAUAUCCCCUCUUGUUGUCAUUUCAGCGUUUCCUCACAAAAUUCAUAGCAAUUAAAUAUUUUGAUGAUGCCCGGAAUUUAUGAAGUUUUCUUUGAGUCACUUG
This is a messenger RNA of Aureobasidium pullulans EXF-150, 1835 nucleotides long. RefSeq names its product TPR-like protein. The transcript is spliced from 2 exons. The record is from RefSeq and is a predicted model, not a curated record. The coding region runs from base 244 to 1728 and encodes 494 amino acids. Gene Ontology annotation, molecular function: Hsp90 protein binding. Lineage: Eukaryota; Fungi; Ascomycota; Dothideomycetes; Dothideales; Saccotheciaceae.